ACAAGAGACAAGAAGACGAGAGAAUCUUUUUGCCUGGGAAGAAGCCCCAAUACACAUUUAAAAUUGCCCUGCCACGAAGAAAACGAGGAGGUGCGACAUUUUUAGUCUACGCGGAGGUUCCUUUUUCUCCCCCACAAAGGUGUUUGCCUCCCGACCCACCGCCCACCACGGCCCUCACCUGUGUGUUGCGGUGCUUCCCUUGUGAGCCGACCUGGGCUGGCAGUCCCUUCUUGCACCGCCCGCCAACACCGCCCAUGGUCAGAAUGACGCGCUCCAAGACCUUCCAGGCCUACCUGCCUAGCUGCCACCGGACAUACAGCUGCAUCCAUUGCCGGGCCCAUUUAGCCAACCAUGAUGAGCUCAUCUCCAAGUCGUUCCAGGGCAGCCAGGGCCGAGCCUACCUGUUCAACUCAGUGGUGAACGUGGGGUGUGGUCCUGCAGAGGAGAGAGUUCUGCUCACAGGCCUGCACGCCGUGGCAGAUAUCUACUGUGAGAACUGUAAGACCACCCUGGGCUGGAAAUACGAACAUGCCUUUGAGAGCAGUCAGAAGUAUAAAGAGGGCAAGUUCAUCAUCGAGCUGGCCCACAUGAUCAAGGACAACGGCUGGGACUGAGCAACAAGCCGGCCGGGA
This is a messenger RNA of Syngnathus acus (greater pipefish), 632 nucleotides long. It is a transcript of the gene ypel2b, whose product is annotated as yippee-like 2b. The record is from RefSeq and is a predicted model, not a curated record. Bases 255 to 614 code for a protein of 119 amino acids. Lineage: Eukaryota; Metazoa; Chordata; Actinopteri; Syngnathiformes; Syngnathidae. The transcript is spliced from 6 exons.